Messenger RNA from Diabrotica virgifera virgifera (western corn rootworm), 1026 nucleotides. Its product is annotated as 52 kDa repressor of the inhibitor of the protein kinase-like. Bases 184 to 1017 code for a protein of 277 amino acids. Gene Ontology annotation, molecular function: protein dimerization activity. Lineage: Eukaryota; Metazoa; Arthropoda; Insecta; Coleoptera; Chrysomelidae. The record is from RefSeq and is a predicted model, not a curated record. The transcript has 2 exons.
UUGAAAAAAUUUUGCAAAACCAGAUGGGUAGAGCAACACGAGUCUGUCGCAACUUAUCUGCACUUACAACCAGCAGUAAUUCGCGCUCUUGAUGUGAUUUCGACCACCUGGAAGGAUCCGACGACUUCAUCUGGAGCUUUCCAACUUCUUUCAGCAAUAAAAACUGCAAAUUUCCAGAUCUCCAUGCAUAUUUUGAGCUCAGUACAUUCUUUGACUUUGUCUCUCAGUCGAGUACUUCAGUCCGAAAACCAGGAUCUUGGCGAGGCUAUCGAACUGGCUGAUGCUGCGAAACAAGUCCUGCUUGAAAGAAGAGAAAACGCCGAAAAGGACUUCAGAGGAAUUUUCAAAACCGUGAGCGAAAUCAGCGCAAAAUACGACAUCGAACUGCGGAAACCAAGGCUCGCGUCAAAACAGACUCAACGCUCCAACGUACAAACUGAUUCAGUUCAAGAUUAUUUUCGCAUAACGAUUUACAUCCCAUACAUUGAUUUGUUUCUGACCCAUAUACAAGAUCGAUUUUUGAAUCACCGCAAAAUUUUAUCAAACUUUGCUUGCCUCUUCCCCAACAAAAUGAAGAAUUUCAAUGAAGAAUCCUGCGCUCAACUGUUUGAACCAUACUCUUCAAUUUUGCGGGAUGAUUCCCGUGACAUCUGGGUAGACGAAGUCAAACUUUGGCGUCAACGCAUCGCCGGAAAGAACGUUAAAAAUUCGCUUGAAGCACUCGAUGUGUGCAAUGGAGAUGCGUUUCCAAAUGUACAUCAAAUGCUUCGCAUUUUGGCAGUUCUGCCUGUAACGACAGCAACGAAUGAACGCUCCUUUUCAACAUUGCGUCGCCUCAAAACUUACCUCAGGUCAACAAUGUCUGAAGAUCGGCUGAACGGAUUAGCUUCGCUCAAUAUACAUCGCGAUGUCGAGGUCGAUCCGCAAAGAGUUUUGGAGAAGUUUUUUUUUCUACACCUCGCAGAGUUAAUUUAUUAUAUAAUAACUGAAUAUCAAGUCAAGGCCAAGACACAAUAAAAUGUCUUC